Messenger RNA from Trichomonas vaginalis G3, 2934 nucleotides. RefSeq lists its product as uncharacterized. The transcript has a single exon. Bases 1 to 2934 code for a protein of 977 amino acids. The record is from RefSeq and is a predicted model, not a curated record. Lineage: Eukaryota; Parabasalia; Trichomonadida; Trichomonadidae.
AUGGAUACAUCUUCGCAUAAUUAUAGGCCUCGGACUGUUGAAGAUGUAUUCACGACAAAGACAACAUCAUAUAGACUCCCAAGUGAGCAAAGUAUUCGACAUGUAACAGUGUUAAGUCGAUUUAAUCCAUUAGCUCAUAAUGAUAAUAUCCUUUCAAACAUGAGCGAGCCUUAUGAUAUAUCAUACAGACGAAAUAAAACUAGUCCUGAGUAUGAGGUUACAGAUGAAUUGCCAAAAGAUCAAGAGCCUACCAUUGUAAAUGUUAUUGAUCAUUACAAAAUACCUAAAACAUCACAAAAAAGAGCAUUCGCACAAGCUUUAAACGACAAGUUAAAUAUGUUAGAAAGCCAAAAUCUGGCUGUUGACGAAAAUAAUAUUUCAAUGGUUUUAGAAAAUUUAAAGAGAUCUAUAUCAUCGCAUAAAAAUGCAAUGCGGCAAUUUGUCGAGUUUAGCGAUAAGUACAAUCCCGAAAGGACACCUGUCUUACAAAUGAUAUCAGAUCAUUACACAAAAUUAUCAGAUAAAAUUCCCGAAAUAUGUGAUGGAUAUCAAUCUAAACUUAAAGAAAUAUCAGUUGAACUUGAUGAUUCCAAAAGUGAUCAUGAAUCUCUUCGAAAUGAAAAAGAAUCUUUAGAAGUUGCAAUAGAGAAACUAAAUAGAUCGAUUUUCAACCUGAAGCAGCAAAUAGAAGAUCACAGAGCUAAGUGUGCGUCAGCAGAAGCUCAUCUACGUGAUAGUACAAACGAAAAAAUGGCAAUUAUCAGAUUUUCUCAAUCGAAUAAAGAGAAACUGAACCAACUAACCCAACAAAUCAGCGAGAAAGAAGACCAACUCGCUGAAACCCGUCCGAUGAUUGAUGUUUUAACCCAAAAUUUGGAAUCAAAUUCGAACAAAAUCAAAGAAAUAACAGAAGAAGUAGCUCGUCUUGACCAAGCUCUUCAAGACUGUGAAGUAGAGAACGUAAAAUUAGACGAAAUGGAGCGAAAAACUACCGAUAAACGAAAUUCGCUUGAAGUUCAUGGCGAAACAUCGAAAGAAGAGAUUACACAUCGAACGCAACUUGUCCAGGUCAAUAUCCUCCAACAGCUGGCCAAACAAGCACGAAAACUCCAAGAAGAGCAGGAAAGAAACAUAAAAAUGGCCAGACAAGGACGAAUCAAUUCGACAAGAGAAGCUUUCAUGCAAAACAAGAGCGAUUUGGCAGUUCUCCAAGAGAAAAUGGGAGAAAAACUUGUGAUUAAAAACCUGGAAGACCUGAUGAAAGCGAGAGACAUCAUCCUCCAAAAUAACCAAUCCUUUAAUUGGUCGAGCCAAUCCAUUGCUAACGCAAGGACGGGAAACUUCGCUCUUAAAUCAAUCGCUGAUGACGAGGCGAAACUUUUUUCAUCAUACUUCAUUUCGAACGUCAUCAAAAAUUCCGUGAAAUGCAUCAAAAGAUCGGAGAAUUCGACACAAACGGAAUCAACAUACGAAGACAAAAGAAAACAAAUGAAUUCGAGGUUGACUUCUCGAAAACCAUCAAAUAAAAGUUCUUCACGACAAAGCCCGAUAAAAGCCAAUAAAUCCGGAAAGAGCUCGGACAAAUUAAGUACACAGAGAUUGAAUCCUUCAGCCAGAGAUAAGAUAAACAAAGUGAAUUCAAUCGAAGCUUUUGAAGCAAAAAAAAAUCAAAAUCACGCGGAAAUCGUAAUCGAAGAAGAUUUUGAGAUGAAUGACGAAGAGGAAGAAGGUUUGGAUUUCAUUUUCGAUAACAGCAACAACCAGGCAACGAUGCUGUAUAGGAAUGCAAGACUUGCAAAACUCCUGGACCCCGCUUACUCGAGAAGAAGACCAAAAGGAGUUGAUUGGCUCAUCCAUUCAAUUCGUCAAAUUUACGACGAAAAAGUCAUCGACGACCAAACAGAAGUAUUGCCACUGGAUAAGUAUAUUCUUAAAUGGGCGUUCAGACAAUAUGGUCGUGAUGAUUUGAUACAAAAAGGUUGUUGGGAUCUCUUGAUUUCUGCUUAUUUCCACAUGCAAAAAUCUCUUGAAGUUAUGAUUUUUGUCAGAUUUUUGGAUGAAGUUUGGACUGUCGACCAACUAUCUUUUUUCCUUAAAGCAAGGAGCUGGUGUGUGUGCAGAUGCGUUACAAUUGCAAUGCAGAACGAAUCCGUUGGUGAAUAUUUGACUGAAACAUUUAUGACGAAAGACCAAGUUGAAGAAUUUUUCAGAAAAUUCUGUCCGGAUACAGAACCAGAGUUAGUUGUUGAAUUAAAUAUCAGAUGCCAGAACUGUGCAGAUAGAAACAGAGGCGGCGAUGAUGCAGCGAAUAUCCCAAUGUACAGAGUCCUUGAAAUAGCUGUUGGAGAGAAAGAAGACAAGAAAAUUCGUUCUUUACGAAAAAUGCUCGCAUUGUAUAGACUUGUUCCAAGACUUAAUGAGAAGAGAUUUUCCAGUUUCGUGAAAGGAAUGAUACCGAACAUUGAUGCUAACACCAUUGACUCUCUUUUCCAUAGUUCUCAAGCCCAGAAUUCCUAUCGAAAAGACAUCGAAACGACAAAAUUCGAAGAAAAAUUCAAAAUCAUGGAAGAUGACAAAACAGAAGUUGAUUUCUCACAGUACUCACAACAGUACAGUUUGUCAAUGAACAGAUGGUCGCACUUCCAACCUUUCCUUCUUAAAGUAAUCGACCAAAUAACUGCAACACAAACAGAACAAUCAAGAAUGUUGGUGAAUGAAAUUCGUCAUAACAUGUUUUUGACAAUUGAAGCGAAAGUGUCUUACGACGGAGAAUUGUUCUAUGAAUGUUACCACAAGCUGUUGCAAGUCGUAUUGUUUAUCUGCAUGAAAAAUAAUUUGCCUGACGCUUUGGCUGUUCAUAGACAAAUUAGUGAUGUGGAAAAUAGAAUUCAGAAGACAUAUGAUGUUUCACAACAAACGAAAGAUGAUGAUUAA